Messenger RNA from Marasmius oreades (fairy-ring Marasmius), 750 nucleotides. RefSeq lists its product as uncharacterized. The coding region runs from base 1 to 750 and encodes 249 amino acids. The record is from RefSeq and is a predicted model, not a curated record. Lineage: Eukaryota; Fungi; Basidiomycota; Agaricomycetes; Agaricales; Marasmiaceae. The transcript has 4 exons.
AUGUCUUACGCCGACGUUGCCAGUUCCAAUCUGCCUCCAAACCAGCCUCGUCCGGACCCCGCUCUCCUCAAUACUGAGUCUCCCCGCACGUCCACCAUCGCAGACGAUACAUCCAAAGUCAAUGUUGUUCAUCCUGAUUUUAGAGAAAAUCCGGCGACGGUCACAAGUGAAACAAGACCCCCACCAGACAGCAAAAGGGAAAGGGAACACGCUAAACCAAAGGUUCGCAGACAUCUGCACGAUGCUGAGCAAGAAGGGUUCCAUUUGUGGCAAGUCGCCAAACAGUAUCUCUUAAGACCCGGAGUUGCUGGCGGCCUCGUGGGUCUUGUCAACAUCGGUCUAUUGGCCAGUGUUUCUCGUUCCUUCUACACUCAAUCACACCUACGUCGAGAAACUAAAGCGAUCUCCAGCACCAUCGCUGGAGCGCUUGCCAUCCUAGCCCUUGAGGGUUAUGCUGCUGAGAAAUAUCGUGAAACACCUGCAGGCCGGGAAGAAGAGCGUCGCGCCAGGGAGGAAGGUGCAGUCGUCUACCGACACCUUCGCGAACACAUUUUGAGGCCUGGAGUUCUCGGGGGCCUCGUUGGUCUAAUGAACGUUGUUGUUCUUGGCACCGUUGGCUAUUUCUCUUACAUCAACUGGUCUAGGCCUUCUUGGGACAGGCGCGUCGUGUCUGCAGUUUCUGUGGGUCUUUUGACCCUAUGGGGUAGUGAGGGCGCUAUCGCAGAAAGAUACCGCUCUUCACGACGUUAA